AUGGUUUAUUUAUUAGAAAAAAAUGAAGAUAAUCAUUCAGUUGAAGAUUCACCACAUCAUGUAAUGAAAAUAUUAAGAAAAAGUAAAUAUUCAAAAUGUUUUCAAAAAGAAGUUCAAAUGGCAAAAAAAUUAAAACGGUUUAAUAAUUUAAAUAAAUUUCAUUUAUUUUUUCGAGAUAUUCUAUAUCUAUUGUCUUCAGAUAAAUAUUUAUUCUAUGAAAAACAAUUACAAUGUAUAGAAUCAUUAUCAUUGAUACAAUCGAAACAACUUAUUGAUAUAAUUCAUUAUUUAUAUGAUUGUCGUGUUAUUCAUCGUGAUAGUAAUCAUAUAAAGUUAAUUGAUUUCGUUUUUGCAUUUGCAUUUAAUAUGGAUAACAAAGGGAGCAGCAUAGAAAUAAUAGGUCCACUUACAUAUGCUAGUGAACCAUUUUUAGAUUUGUAUUUAGAAUUAUUAUCUGACCGGGGUUUCCCAUAUUAUUUUUCUGAACGAACUUUUGAUUUAAUAUGUGCAUUAAAUAUUAUAAUGGCUAUGAGUAAUGUUGAUAUCGAACGAAGUAGUAUUAAAAUCAUUGCAAUCAUGGAAAGAUACUCAACGUACAAAUAA
Molecule: messenger RNA, 603 nt
Organism: Rotaria sp. Silwood1
Lineage: Eukaryota; Metazoa; Rotifera; Eurotatoria; Philodinida; Philodinidae
Source: the annotation of a GenBank genome assembly